Molecule: messenger RNA, 1366 nt
Organism: Plectropomus leopardus (leopard coralgrouper)
Lineage: Eukaryota; Metazoa; Chordata; Actinopteri; Perciformes; Serranidae
Source: RefSeq, a predicted model, not a curated record
AUGGUGGCUGCAGACUCCGGCUUCGUCGCCGACUGGUCCGCUGACUUUGGUUCACUGUCAGCAAACGGAGACGCUGCUCUAGGAGCUGAGGAGGGGUCUCAGGGCGGGGCUAAGGGCGGGGCUCAGGGCGAGGCUCUGGACGAGGCUAAGGGCGGGGCUCAGGGCGAGGCUCUGGACGAGGCUCAGGGCAAGGCUCAGGACAAUGAGACGGCAGCUGAAGACAAGGUCAGCAGCUCCGCAGUCAGAGCAGAUGAGGAUGAGACGAGGCAGGAGGAGCGCAGGAUGUCCACCCCGGGGCUGAUCUUCACCAAUGAAUACGGAGAACAGAUUGAGGACAGCACUGAGGACAGAAGAGACAGGUGGUCCAGGUCUCCAGAUGGGUCUGGGUCAGAAUAUGAGACUGCUGAGGAGUGGGCUGAUGGAGGUCAGGGAGGAGGCUGGGCCAGUGCUGACGACGACGUUUCCUAUGAAGACCGUCCCCCGGUGGACAUCUCAGAGGGGUGGGGGUCUGGAGACAAAGGUCUGGCAGCAGAUUGGUGUCAAACAGUGGUUUCACCUGAGAACGCUGCAGCAGACAGGAAGUGUUCAGUUAAAGAAGAGGAGCUGCCAGGAACCCAAACACAGGGAGGAGGUGCGUUUGAUUCAGAUCCUUUUGCUGAAACACAGGGAGGAGGUGCGUUUGAUUCAGAUCCUUUUGCUGAAACACAGGGAGGAGGUGCGUUUGAUUCAGUAACCUCAGCUAAAGCACAGGGUGGAGGUGCGUUUGAUUCAGAUCCCUUUGCUGAAACACAGGGAGGAGGUGCGUUUGAUUCAGUAACCUCAGCUAAAGCACAGGGAGGAGGUGCAUUUGAUUUGGAUCCAUUUGCUGAAAUAAAAGGUGGAGACAAGGGGGCUGGUUUUGAAUUUGAUCCAUUCCCUGAGCACUCAGCAGAAGGGGGAGUUGUGUCCACAGGGGACAGAGGCGGGUGGGACACGGGGUCUCCUGCCGGCAGUUUCCCAGCAGCCUUCUCGGGGACUGAGGGUCCAGAAUCCAGCACCUCGUCCUGGCAGGAAGUGAGUCCCUGCAGGGGGUCUGCCGCGUUCUCCAGAACAGCAGGAGGAAUAAAAGACGGAACCGUUACCAGAACUCACAAAGAACCAGAAAAUUCAGACAUGUCCGAAGACGAGGCCGCAAACCGGAGAUUUGGAACGUUGUAUCGAGAGCUAGAAACAGAACAGGAGGUACUGACGUUCUCCUCCUCAGGGAGCUGAACUAGUUCAGACUGUAGAGCUCAGUGUGUUCUCCCCAGAUCCCACAGACAAAGUCACAAAGAGUAGUUCUCCUGAAACCAGGAUCCAGCCUGAGCUCCUCCCGCCCCCCUGAGCU